ACUGUCCGUCCCCUACCUCUUUUCUUCGAGAUUAUUUGAACCCCAGCAUCCCCACCAUUGCGUUCCUUGAGCUCCCUUUUCUUCUUCCCCUCUCUGUCGCUCCCUCUCCUUCUCCCUGUGAAGCCGAGACUAAUGGCAAUGGAGGGGAAAGCGGAAUCCCUAACCCUGACGGAGCGGAUCCGGGUGAACGGGGUGCCUACGGAGUCUAGCCUGGCCUCGAACGGCACGCUCCGGUGGAAGGGCAGCGAUGGUGGUGAGCGAUGCUUGACCGUGGAAUCGGAGGUACUAGGAUUCGAGGCUGAGGGGCUGAGAAUUACGGUCAGGGCCUUCGUGGGAGCCUUCAAAGGGGUUUCUUGCGGCGGCGGGAGCUUCGGGAAGAGAACGAGGAGAGAUUACGUCCUGGAGCUUCCGACAGAGGAGGCCGCGAUUCGAUGGAGCGAGCGGCUGAGGGAUUGCAUCAAUUCCCUUGGUCGGCCAAAGAUGUUAUUUAUUAUUGUAAAUCCCUUUGGUGGUAAGAAAUGUGGACGUACGAUCUUCCACAAUGAAGUCAAGCCCCUUCUUGCAGCCGCAGAUAUUCCUUAUACAAUGCAAGAGACAAAGCAUCAGCUUCAUGCACAAGAAAUUGCUUAUUCAUUGGAUCUUCUAAAAUAUGAUGGGAUUGUAUGUGUUAGUGGUGAUGGUGUUCUUGUGGAGGUACUCAAUGGCUUGCUGCAAAGAGAAGACUGGGAUGCUGCAAUUAAAGUGCCUCUUGGGAUUAUUCCAGCAGGCUCAGGGAAUGGCAUGGCAAAAUCACUUCUGGAUUCAGUUGGUGAUUUGUACUCUGUGUGCAAUGCUACCUUUGCAGUUAUCAGAGGUUACAAACGGUCACUUGAUAUUACUACUGUUUUGCAAGGAGAGAUGAAGUUCUUUAGUAUCUUGAUGCUUACUUGGGGUUUGGUGGCUGAUAUUGACAUCGAGUCUGAGAAGUAUAGGUGGAUGGGAAGUGCUCGUUUUGAUUUUUAUUCUCUUCUGCGGGUAAUGAACUUGCGAAGAUACCAUGGACAUGUUCAAUUUGUGCCUGCACCAGGAUAUGAAUCAUAUGGUGAACCGGUAAAGCAAGACAGCAGCUGCAUGGGCAAAACCAUACUGACUGAACAAGGCCAAAUAAAUAAUGCUAAAGUUCAAUCAUGUGGUUACCUAGGCCCUGUGGCUUCCUUGGAUGGUCUGGAAUGGAGAUCAAUUGAUGGCCCUUUUGUUUCAGUUUGGAUUAACAAUGUGCCUUGGGCUGGCGAAGAUGCUAUGCUAGCACCUGAAGCUAAGUUCUCAGAUGGCUGCUUGGAUGCAGUCAUAAUAAGGGAGUGCCCAAAAUCAGCCCUUCUAGCAUUGAUGUUAAAAAUGAGUGAUGGAAGUUAUGUCAAAUCACCAUACGUCACAUAUCUCAAGAUUAGGGUAAUGUUAAAGAGGAACAAUUGUUGGCGGGACCUACAUUUAAUGGAAAAUGGGAUUAUAUUUGUAGCGAGCUGCUGAGGGAAAUUUCUGUCAGUAAUGGGGAAGCAAAUUGGAUGGCAUGGUAGGCAUGUAGACAUUUUUUGGUUUUCCGGGCCUUGCUGGUAGAAAGUGAUGGUGACUUUAUAUCAAUUCUAGUGCUCCAGUGUCUGCAUCAUGUGAUGCAGUGCACGUAUCUGAUUCAGAAAGGUAAAAUAGGACAGUGUGCUUGUAAUUGGGAUCUACUGUUUAGUUGUGAUAUUGGAGCUUUUGGAAAACUAUAGACCAGAUGCAUGGUGGGCCAAAUGCCUGUACUACGAAAGAAAGAAAAGGCGCAGUAAUUGCAGCGGAUUAAGUGCCUUUCGGUUAUCUGUAGUGGAAACUGUUGUGUAGAUUUUUUGAGAAAUGGUUGUGGAUAUGCUAUUUCCUAUGCAA
This is a messenger RNA of Elaeis guineensis (African oil palm), 1899 nucleotides long. Its product is annotated as sphingosine kinase 1. Lineage: Eukaryota; Viridiplantae; Streptophyta; Magnoliopsida; Arecales; Arecaceae. The record is from RefSeq and is a predicted model, not a curated record. Gene Ontology annotation, cellular component: cytoplasm; membrane; intracellular membrane-bounded organelle. Gene Ontology annotation, biological process: phosphorylation; sphingosine biosynthetic process. Gene Ontology annotation, molecular function: lipid kinase activity.